AUGAUUGACACUACCAAUGACACGAAAGCUGACGUGCGGAGCUCCGCCAGUGUUGAGAAACAUGGCGACGUCAUGUCGGGUGAGAUCCGCGAUAUCGGAGCAGACCUCUAUGCUGAAGUCGGCCAACUAUCGCCUGAAGAGCUCGAACGUGAAGGCGCCGAAGUGCGCAAGCUCCUAGACUGGCGAAUUUUACCCAUGUUAUAUGUGACAUAUGUUAUCCAAUAUUUAGACAAACUGUCACUAAACUAUGCCUCCGCUUAUUCGUUCAUCCCAGACCUCGGUCUGGAGGGCCAAAGAUACUCGUGGGUGGCAGCAAUAUUCAACUUUGGAUAUCUUUUUUGGGCUAUUCCAUCCAAUCUGAUGAUCCAACGUUUGCCACUAGCGAAGUAUAUGGGAACCGUGAUAAUUAUCUGGGCCGGCCUUGUUAUUGCACAUAUUGGAGCUAAAAACUACGCGGGGAUAUUGGUUCUCAGAUUUCUGCUGGGUAUGGCGGAGGCUUGUGUCAGCCCGUGCAUGAUGAACUUCACCUCGAUGUUCUACAAACGAGCCGAGCAGCCUCUCCGGAUGGCUAUAUGGUUAUCUGGGAAUGGAAUGGCAACGAUGGUCGGCGCUCUCUUGGGAUUUGGUCUAGGCCAUUCUCACAAUACUAGCCUGCGAAGCUGGCAGCUAAUCUUCUUAACGAUUGGCUUACUCAAUUUCGUUACCGGAUGCUUCUUCCUCUGGAUCAUGCCCGACUCGCCAAGUACAGCGAAAUUCCUGUCCCACAGACAGCGCGUUGUGGCAGUUCACAGAGUUUCGGAGAAUAUGAUCGGUGUCAAGACCAAGGAAAUCAAGCUGCGCCAAGCUUUGGAGAUUUUUUACGACGUCAAAGUGCUCUGCUGUGUCGGCAUCGGCAUCGCUUGCGGCGUUAUCAAUGGUGGUGUAUCCAACUUCUCAUCGUCUCUGAUUAAAGGAUAUGGCUUCAGUGGCAUUUAUGCAACACUCCUGCAGCUCCCAACGGGAGCUAUCGAAGCUGUGAUAGUGCCUAUCUGCGGCUUAGUAUCCACAUACGUGCGGGACUCGCGCUGUAUAGUGUUGGCUGUCGUGUGUUUGAUUCCAUUCGGUGGCCUCCUUGGCAUUCGUUUCACGGACCUCAAUCAUCGCUGGACAUUGGUAGGCUGCACAUGGCUUCAAUACAUCAUAGGUGCGCCCGUCAUCAUAUCCUGGAAUCUCCUCUCCACCAACGUGGCUGGUCAUACGAAACGCUCCUUCGCCAACGGGCUCUGGUUCACGGUAUACGCAAGCGGAAACGUUGCGGGGGCCAACAUCUUCUUUGCUCGCGAAGCUCCCCGGUAUUAUUCGGCAUUGACCGGUCUUCUUGUCUGCUACGCGGGGAUAAUCAUUCUAUGUGCCGUCGGGUAUAUGGCCAUGAAGUGGGAAAAUCUGCGGAGAGAUCGCAGUAUGUCACCAGAGGAAACCGCGGAACGCCGUGAGGAGGCUGCUGUUCUCGAUGGCUUUAAGGAUAUGACAGACAUGGAGUCUAAGCACUUUAGAUAUGCGCUCUGA
Messenger RNA from Aspergillus pseudonomiae, 1545 nucleotides. RefSeq names its product putative MFS allantoate transporter. The transcript has 5 exons. Lineage: Eukaryota; Fungi; Ascomycota; Eurotiomycetes; Eurotiales; Aspergillaceae. Gene Ontology annotation, cellular component: membrane. Gene Ontology annotation, molecular function: transmembrane transporter activity. Bases 1 to 1545 code for a protein of 514 amino acids. The record is from RefSeq and is a predicted model, not a curated record. Gene Ontology annotation, biological process: transmembrane transport.